Messenger RNA from Clonostachys solani, 708 nucleotides. The record is from the annotation of a GenBank genome assembly. Lineage: Eukaryota; Fungi; Ascomycota; Sordariomycetes; Hypocreales; Bionectriaceae.
AUGAACCCCAAUCGCAUUGAGGAUCGCAAGCUUAUGCAUGUCCUUGACUGCGAAGACCUAAAACUGAUUAUUGAUCAAAAGGUGGUCAAAACGUAUGUUGAGUUCACCCCAGGAGAAGGCUCAAAACCUCAUACGGAACUCCGUUUUGUUCUUGAGAGUGGAGUCGUGCUGGAAGAGAGCGGCAAAUCCAAGACGAUACUAUCCUGCAGCAUCGGCGCAAACCCAAGCCGCUCAGACAACAGAGAGACGUCCGUUACUUUUCGCCCUCUAACAUAUAGCGACCACCAUCGACAAUGUUUCGCUUCUUUCCAAUUCGACGUAUCGCAGAGGGAUGCUUCGGUUCGUGAUUUCAUCAAGGCUCUCAGAGGGAACCUCCGAGAAGCAGAUUUAUCUGUAUUCGUUUCCUGCAAAUUUGGCCAGCCUCCGGUCACAGAGGGAUGCCGUGACAUUGUAACCCAAUGGGUUAUAAGGCUGAAUGAACAUCAUUUAAUGGGCUGGGAUGCAUCCGAACUGAAGUCAGCGUACACUCUCAGACGCGACAAUCUCUCGCUGCAGUUCCAUAUGUUCAUCGCCAAGGGAUAUGCGCCUUCAAGCGCUGAAAGAAGCACCCUCGAAAUGACUACUGAUAUUCUGAUGGUGCCAGGAUUCCUUGUAGACGAUGCUGCUCGGGUCAAAGAGUACAGAGGUAUACGGCUUCCUUACGCUUGA